Linum trigynum is the source of this 4607-nucleotide messenger RNA. NCBI's taxonomy places the organism in Eukaryota, Viridiplantae, Streptophyta, Magnoliopsida, Malpighiales, Linaceae. The record is from the annotation of a GenBank genome assembly.
ACACCACCAAAGAGCAUAAACACGAGCGAGAGAGUGUUCAAAGAGCUCCGGUUUUUGCACAAAACCGUCGAGCACCCAAGAGGAGAUGUUUUAUCAUGGAGGCAACCGAUUGAUGGUCUAUCGUGCGCAACAAACGCAGUGUCGGGAACGUCUUAAAGAAAGCGAUUUAGUUCGCGAUUUAACUCCAUAUUCGUAAUCGUUCUUUUUGUUGUGUUAUUUCUAACAGGUCAUCCCUUGUCUGGUUAAUGAUUAGCAAUUUUUUUAGUAAAUGCAUUAUGGCUUAACAAAACUAACUCAAUCCAGAAUCAACCGCCCAGAAAAACCGACCAAACUAAUCGCCCUUGAUAGGGUGGGGUGCAUGGAGUAAUAAACUAGUGUGCCAAAGAGGGUGUUUAAAGAACUCCGGUUUUCGCACAAAAUCGCAGAGCACCCAAGAGGAGUUGUUUUAUCCUGGAGGCGACCGGUUGAUAUUAUGUCGUGCACAACGAAGGCAAUACCGCAAACGUCUUAAAGAAAGCGACCUAGUUCUCGACUUAGCUCCAUAUUCGCAUUCGGCAACAGUUCUUUUUGUUGUUCCAUUUUUAACAGGUCAUCCCUUAACUUAUUAAUGAUUAUCAAUUUAUUUUUAGUAAAUGCACUAUGGCUUAACAACAUUAACUCAAUCCCAAAUCAUUCCGCCCAGAAAAACUGACCAAAACUAAUCGCCCUGGAUAGUGUGGGGUGCAUGGAGUGAGAAACUAGUGGGUUUUCGAUGGGUUAUGGUCUUAUGGAAUUGAAUAUUUUCAUUUUAGUGGGUAUGGGUUUGAUAUUGUCAUCGUCGAUUUGAAUGGUUAAAAAUUAAAAUGGUUUCAAUUUCAAAUCCGACUCACUCAACCAACGUAAGCCUCCUCCAUAGUCUAUACUAAUACAAGGAUGUGUAAUGGUUCGGUCUCAUACCAGACCAUUUAAGGACAUGCCCCUUGGGGUGAUUCACUUUUAUGGGAGAAAGAGGACCUAACGGAUCACCACACACAGGAGUGCACGCGUCGUCCACCCGAGUGGGUUGGUCGACGAGGGAGUAACUUAUAUUUUUUAUAUAAAUUCCAAAUUAAUUUUUUUUUAUCCUUAACCGAUGCGAAGAUAAUUAACUCAAUAGAAUAUUCGAGAGAUAAUUCGGCCAAGAAUUAUCUUACCAGCGUGGUUUAAUUAAAGAUGUGAUUAUCUUCCAAUUAACACGACUUAUUACCCAAGUCAGAGGUAUAUUCUUCGAGGUUUCAGCUCCUAUAAAUAAUCGUCUCCCAAAGAGCAGAAACACGAGCGCGAGAGUGUUCAAAGAGUUUCAGUUUUCGCACAAAAUCGCCGAGCGCCCAAGAGGAGCUAUUUUAUAUUAGAGGCGAUCGAUUGAUAGUUUUUCGUGCGCAACGAAGGCAGUGCCGCGAACGUCUUAAAGAAAGUGAUCUAGCCCGCGACUUGGCUCCAGAUUCAGUAACCGUUCUUUUUGGUGUUCCGUUUCUAACAGGUCAUCCCUUGCCUGAUUAAUGAUUAGCGAUUUUUUUAGUAAAUGCAUUAUGGCUUAACAAAACUAACUCAAACUCGAAUCAACCCGCCCAAAAAGCCGACCAAAACUAAUCGCCCUUGAUAGUGUGGGGUGCAUGAAGUGAGAAACUAGUGGGUUUUGUAUUGGUUAUGGAUUUUAAUAUUUUCAUUUUAGUGGGCAUGGGUUUGAUAUUGUCAUCACCGAUUUGAAUGGUUAAAAAUUAAAAUGGUUUCAAUUUCGAACCUGACUCACUCAACCCAUGUAAGCCUCCUCUAUAGUCUAUACAAGGGAUGUGCAAUGGUCCGGUCUCAUACUGGACAUCACUAUACCAAACCGGUGUUUGGACUUGAUAGUAUCGAAUCGAGCAUAAUACGAUCUGAUCUUUGGUCCUAUGAAUUUGAUAAUUACUUAAGAAAAUAUGGACCGAAUUAAUAAUUGGACCUAACCAAAUGGACCGAAUGCAAAGAUGGUCCGAUCUUUAGUUCUAAUAUAUCUUUCACAAAUGAACCACGGUUCUAUCACCGGACCAAACCGUUGCACACUCCUAUUCUAUACACACCGAAAUUGAUUAUUUGCCAGCAUUACCGGGCCAAACAAGCUCGAUGAAUUAUACGAGUCCACAAUUCCUACUAUCUAUACCCCAAAAGGAGAUACUGGGCCAAAGCGGAUUAAGCCCACGAAGUUAUUAACUCGGCGGAGAAAAAACCCUAACCUAGUUAUAAGAUUCCCAAUUCGUCGUCGCCCUCUUCUUCCAUCGUUAGCAGAAAGAGGAGCGAGAAGCCGCCACUCCAAGCCAUCUGCAUCCUGCGCGCCGACCUAACGAAGGUGAAGCUCUUCAGAAUAUAACUACUUCUUGAUCCACUGCAUUUUGGUGCUGUAUUUGGAACAAGUUUCUUCACAAAAAAAAAAAAAAAUUACGCUGGUUUCAUGCUGAAUGUGAUUUUGAUAACAGUUCUUGUUCUUGGUGUCGCCUGACGACAGGCUAAGGACCAAAAUGGCGACAUAUGCUGCGAUUAAGCCUGCAAAGGCUGGGAUUGAGGAGCCACAAGAGCAAACUCACAAGAUCAGGAUCACUCUUUCCUCCAAGAACGUGAAGAACCUCGAGAAAGUUUGCGGUGAUUUGAUUCGUGGUGCCAAGGACAAGAGGUUGAGAGUUAAGGGUCCAGUGAGAAUGCCCACCAAGACUCUUCUUAUUACUACCAGGAAGUCUCCUUGUGGUGAAGGAACCAACACCUUUGACAGAUUUGAGCUCCGUGUUCACAAGCGCAUCAUUGACCUGUUCAGCUCCCCUGAGGUGGUGAAGCAGAUUACCUCCAUCACCAUCGAGCCAGGUGUUGAGGUGGAAGUCACAAUCGCUGAUGCUUGAGGGUGUCCUCCGUUUGGCUGUCAUGGAUCCUUUGUUUUGGCUUCUACAGUAGUUUAUUCUAGUACCGGUCAGUCCGAGUUGGGAGGUUGUGGAUGUUUACAUGUUAUUGAAUCGUAUGUUCCAGUCAAUACUGCUUAGAGGCUAUUGUAGUACGAGCUGUGUACCUGCUGUUGUUUUUCAUUUCGAGAGAUUCUGUUAAUGCAGAAAAGAGAAUUUUGCUUCACAAGUUAUCUGUUGCUUUAGUUGAAUGUUGAAUCUGCACGAGGAGAAUGGAGGCAUGUACUGCGUCGAUGAUUUUUGCUGUCUUGAACAGCGAAAGAUGCUCCAAGUUUAGAACCUUACGCUUGCAAGGUGGAGACUUUUAAUUAGGUGUUUGGUUCAGAUUGGAAAUGCUCUAUUCAUAUGACCAGAUCUCAGUUACGUUAUUAUUUCUACUCAUUUCAUAGAUAGCUAGUGAAACCUCUAUUGAGUCGGUAUUUAGGCCUGGGAAAUCGGAUUUCAUUGUUCUUUUUCCGUAACCCAAAGCUGAACCAAUAAUGUGCUCUUAUUGCUCGCCAAGUUCUAAGGCUGACUCCAAUGCUGCCCCCAUAAAAUGGGGGAGCCUUUAUAAAUGGGGGAGGAAGCUCUCCAAUGCAGCCUGCAAAAAAGUAAUAAACCGCAUUAAUGGGGGUGGCCUCCAUUUGGGUCUCCAAAUAUGGAGGAGGAAAUGGAGGAGGCUGCAUUUAUGGGGGUUGAUGGGGAGCAGAAAAGUGACGGGGCGGGCUCUCCCGUGCGCGUGCGCCGCACCGCCCGUUCCUGGCGGUUGUUCCGCCCUUUUUUUUUUCAUUAAGUGUUUAAUGUUUGUAUUAAUUAAGUGAAGGUUAGUGUAUUAAUGUUUGUAUUAAUUAAGUGAAGGUUGUCUAUUUAAUUUGUGUUUAAUAGUUUGGUUAAUUUAUUUUAUUUCCUAAGAUGACUUAAAUUGAAUUCAUUUUAUUUAAAAUUAUGCUUAUUAUCUAGAAGUUGUGUACACAAAAAUAAUUCGAACUAAGAAUGGAAAAUAUAUUAUUGAAUUGAAAAUACGUUCUUGCAUUACAAAUCAAAUUGUCACCAACUACAACUUUAAAUUGAAUUACAAAGCAUCCCAACAUCAAUACCAAGCAACAACAAUAACUAAUUAUUUCCAUGCAAGUUCCAAAUAUGCUCGAUCAAGUCCUGACGAAGCCCAUGAUGUGUUGGUGCAGCACGAAGCCUAUUAUUCCUAGCCAAGUACUCAGUUAGAGUUGGAAUAUCUCUAUUGACAUUAGUUGGUUGUUGGUCGUGGACCUCAUAAUCAAGACUAUCUUCCAUCUCAUCGUCAGAAUCAACUUGCUCAUCCUCUAUUAUCAUGUUGUGCAAUAUAAUGCAUGUCAACAUUAUAUCAUUAAUUGUGGCAACAUCCCAAGAUCUCGCAGGGCCACGAACGAUUGCCCAUCUAGCUUGAAGAAUUCCAAAGGCCCGCUCUACGUCUUUUCGAUGUGCUUCUUGACAUCGAGCAAACAAGUCUUCUUUGUUUGAGCUUGUGUGUUAUUUUUAAGUUUUAUCAUUAGCAAGUGUUGCGUGUAACCUCUAAGUUGUAUCAUUUAAAUUAUUAUGUGAACUCCUUUAGCUUUAUCAUUUUCAAGUGUUGUGUGUAAACCAAAAUUAGGUCCAUAAUUUUUUCGCCAAAAAAAUUCGGUCUCGAAAUUUGAAAAAAUUCUAUCGGAAAAU